GGUGGUGCAAGGAAUUCUGGGAUGUCUGAAAGUGACAUGAGUGGAAGGACUCACAUCCCAUCUCUCUUUAAUGCCCUAUUAUCCCGAAAACUGGCCCUACAAGUCAGUUACUUGAAAAGUAAAGAAAAAGGAUAUGGGAAGCUAAGCAGUGAUGAAGACAUCGAAAUAAUUGUUGAUCAAAAUCAGGGGAAAAGCUCUAGGGCAGCCGAUAAGGCUGUUGCCAUGGUGAUGAAGGAGAUACCGAGGGAGGAGUCUGCUGAAGAAAAGCCCCUCCUUACUAUGACAUCACAGGUCUCUAGGACUGGUUCUUUAUCCACUGAACCAUCUAACUGCCCCUCAUCUGCUCGGCUGACCAAAGAACAUCGCUGGGGAAGUGCAUUACUCUCCAGAAACCACUCUUUGGAAGAGGAAUUCGAAAGGGCAAAAGCAGCAGUGGAGUCAGACACAGAGUUUUGGGAUAAGAUGCAAGCAGAAUGGGAAGAAAUGGCUCGAAGAAACUGGAUAUCUGAGAACCAAGAAGCCCAAAAUCAAGUGACAAUUUCAGCUAGUGAAAAGGGGUACUACUUUCACACAGAAAAUCCUUUCAAAGAUUGGCCUGGAGCUUUUGAAGAAGGAUUGAAAAGGCUGAAGGAAGGGGACUUGCCUGUUACUAUACUGUUCAUGGAAGCAGCAAUCCUCCAGGACCCUGGGGAUGCUGAGGCCUGGCAAUUUCUGGGUGUAACCCAGGCAGAGAAUGAGAAUGAACAAGCUGCCAUCGUCGCCCUCCAGAGGUGCUUAGAAUUACAGCCGAACAACCUCAAGGCUCUAAUGGCCUUGGCUGUGAGUUAUACCAAUACUGGCCAUCAACAAGAUGCUUGCAGCACUCUGAAGAAUUGGAUUAGGCAAAAUCCCAAAUAUAAAUAUUUAGUGAAGAACAAAAAGGCAUCUCCAGGCCCAACCCGGAGGAUGUCGAAGUCACCAGUCGACAGUUCGGUCCUGGAAGGAGUGAAAGAGCUGUAUCUGGAGGCUGCCCACCAGAAUGGAGAGAUGAUCGACCCUGACCUGCAGACAGGCCUUGGGGUGCUGUUCCACUUGAGUGGAGAAUUCAGUCGAGCAAUAGAUGCAUUUAAUGCUGCCUUAACAGUUCGGCCAGAGGACUAUUCAUUAUGGAACCGCCUUGGCGCCACAUUGGCCAAUGGAGACCGCAGUGAGGAAGCGGUUGAAGCCUAUACGCGAGCUCUGGAAAUCCAGCCUGGCUUCAUCAGGUCCAGGUACAACUUGGGAAUCAGCUGCAUCAACCUGGGAGCUUACAGGGAAGCCGUCAGCAAUUUCCUCACUGCCCUGAGUUUGCAAAGAAAGAGUAGGAACCAACAGCAAGUUCCCCAUCCAGCUAUUUCUGGCAACAUCUGGGCUGCCCUCAGGAUUGCCCUCUCCAUGAUGGACCAGCCAGAGCUAUUUCAGGCAGCUAACCUAGGGGACUUGGAUGUUCUUCUAAGAGCUUUUAACCUGGAUCCAUGA
This is a messenger RNA of Gracilinanus agilis (Agile Gracile Mouse Opossum), 1497 nucleotides long. RefSeq names its product peroxisomal biogenesis factor 5 like (gene PEX5L). Gene Ontology annotation, molecular function: protein binding. The coding region runs from base 22 to 1497 and encodes 491 amino acids. The record is from RefSeq and is a predicted model, not a curated record. Gene Ontology annotation, biological process: protein import into peroxisome matrix, docking. The transcript has 12 exons. Lineage: Eukaryota; Metazoa; Chordata; Mammalia; Didelphimorphia; Didelphidae. Gene Ontology annotation, cellular component: peroxisomal membrane; cytosol.